AUGUCUCCUAAAUUCGCUCUUGCAAUUCUGCUGCUCAGCUGCGUUCUCCUAGGAAUGGCGAAUGCCCAGCAAAACAGGCGCCCUCAGCAGUCUAGACCUUCCCGACCAAACCUUGGUCCUCGAUUCAAUCAGGAUGGCCCUUUGCCGCCAAAUUACCCCCCUCCGGCUGAGGAUGCUGAAGCCAGCGGUGGUUCUGCCACCGUGGAUUGCGUGCCCAAUCUACUGGCUGGUAACAUCCGUGAUACCAGGAAACCUAGGCCCAAGCCAUAG
Messenger RNA from Drosophila teissieri, 270 nucleotides. RefSeq lists its product as uncharacterized. NCBI's taxonomy places the organism in Eukaryota, Metazoa, Arthropoda, Insecta, Diptera, Drosophilidae. The transcript has 2 exons. The record is from RefSeq and is a predicted model, not a curated record. The coding region runs from base 1 to 270 and encodes 89 amino acids.